Molecule: messenger RNA, 1017 nt
Organism: Lipotes vexillifer (Yangtze River dolphin)
Lineage: Eukaryota; Metazoa; Chordata; Mammalia; Artiodactyla; Lipotidae
Gene: SLAMF7
Product: SLAM family member 7
Exons: 7
Coding region: 1-1017 (338 amino acids)
Biological process (GO): T cell activation
Cellular component (GO): membrane; external side of plasma membrane
Source: RefSeq, a predicted model, not a curated record
AUGCUUACUUCCACAGCAUACUUCACCUUGAUCUUUCUCCUCUGCCAGCUCACAGAGCCAGCAGCCUCUGGAGUACUGAAGAAGCUAGUUGGUGCCCUUGGUGGGUCUGUGAAUUUCCCACUGAAUCUCUCAGUAGAUCCAAUUGACAGCAUUAUCUGGGUCUUCAACACAACCACUCUCGUCACCAUACAGCCAAAGUUGGCAGACAAAAAAGCCCUUAUCAUAGUGACCCAACAUCGUAACAAGGAAAGGGUGAAUUUCCCACAUGAAGGCUACUCCCUGAAUCUCAGCAAACUGAAGAAGAAUGACUCAGGUGUCUACCGUGUGGAGAUACACAGCUCAACCCUCCAGGAUCCCCUCACCCAGGAGUAUGAGCUGCGUGUCUAUGAGCACCUGUCAAAGCCCAAAGUCAUCAUAGGUCUGCAGAACAAUAAGAAUGGCACAUGUGUAACCAAUCUGACAUGUUCCAUGGAACAGGGAGGAGAGGAUGUAACUUACAGCUGGAAGUCCCUGGGACAGGCGACCAAUGAGUCCCAUAGUGGCUCCACCCUCCCCAUAUCCUGGAGGCAGGAGAAAAGGGAUAUGACCUUCAUCUGCAUGGCCAGAAACCCCAUCAGCAGCAACUCCUCAAACCCCAUCUUUGCCUGGAAGCUCUGUGAAGGUGCUGCUGGUGGCCUGGCUACCACUGUGAUCCUCAAACUCCUGUUGUCACUCACCCUGCUCUGUUGCAUUGCACUGGUGCUAAUUAUUUUGAUCAUACGAAGAGAAAGAAGAAAAGAGUCCAUUGAAGAGAAGAAGGGACUGAACCUUCAUCCAGAAACUCUUAACUACUCCCCCGCUUUUGGAGAGACCUCGGAGUAUGACACAAUCUCUUACUUAAAUAGCACUGUACCACAGGAAAAUGCAGUAAAUACACUUUAUUCCACUGUGCAAAUACCCCCAAAGGUGGAGAAAUCCCACUCACUGCCCACGUUGCCAGACACACCAAGGAAAUUUACCCAUGAGAAUGUCAACUAA